UCUCUCUCUCUCUCUCUCUCUCUCUCUCUCUCUCUCUCUCAGCGGCUACAACUUUCCCUCUUUCCUCGCGGGUCGGGGGAGAUCCAAGAAAGCUCCAAUCUUUCCGACUCCCGCGCCGAGGAAGGGGGAAAAGAUGUCGACGCCGGCGAGGAAGCGGCUGAUGAGGGAUUUCAAGAGGCUUCAGCAAGAUCCGCCGGCGGGGAUCAGCGGUGCUCCCCUUGACAACAAUAUCAUGUUCUGGAACGCUGUGAUCUUUGGGCCUGAUGAUACCCCAUGGGAUGGAGGCACGUUUAAGCUUACGCUACAGUUCGCAGAGGAUUAUCCAAACAAACCUCCAACUGUCCGUUUCGUUUCGAGGAUGUUUCAUCCAAACAUAUAUGCAGAUGGGAGCAUUUGCUUAGACAUCUUACAAAAUCAGUGGAGUCCAAUUUAUGAUGUUGCAGCUAUAUUGACUUCUAUUCAGUCUCUUCUCUGUGACCCAAAUCCGAACUCUCCGGCGAACUCGGAGGCAGCUCGCAUGUUCAGCGAGAACAAGCGGGAGUACAAUAGGAGAGUUCGGAGCGUCGUGGAGCAAAGCUGGACUGCAGAUUGAAGAAGACAACUGCUUCAGUCACAGCCUUAUGCUCUUGUUAGUAUCAUACAGUGUUCUUGCUGGUCUUCUGUUGAAUUUGUCCUUUAAUUAUCUUGUGAUGACUAUCUUUGUCUGAUCUUCUAUUGUGUGAAUCUGUGAACUCUAAGCUUAUAUAAAGAAUCAUGGUCUGUCUCAUUUAGAAGCAA
Molecule: messenger RNA, 777 nt
Organism: Dendrobium catenatum
Lineage: Eukaryota; Viridiplantae; Streptophyta; Magnoliopsida; Asparagales; Orchidaceae
Product: ubiquitin-conjugating enzyme E2 2
Exons: 5
Coding region: 134-592 (152 amino acids)
Biological process (GO): proteasome-mediated ubiquitin-dependent protein catabolic process; protein polyubiquitination; DNA repair
Molecular function (GO): ubiquitin conjugating enzyme activity
Source: RefSeq, a predicted model, not a curated record